Vollenhovia emeryi is the source of this 2582-nucleotide messenger RNA. It is a transcript of the gene Iyd, whose product is annotated as iodotyrosine dehalogenase 1. Lineage: Eukaryota; Metazoa; Arthropoda; Insecta; Hymenoptera; Formicidae. Gene Ontology annotation, molecular function: oxidoreductase activity. Bases 100 to 978 code for a protein of 292 amino acids. The record is from RefSeq and is a predicted model, not a curated record. The transcript is spliced from 4 exons.
GUUAUCUGUCCGCGUAACUUAGCUGAGUACAAUCGCUCUGAUAGUGGACUAGUAGCGAGUGGAGAGCCGCACGAUAGCCUGUCCUCAUUGUGCGUGAAGAUGUUUGCCGAAUAUAUACCCUUCACGACCAAGUACUUCUAUCACGUGCUCGUCAUCGUCGUUUCAUUAGUUUUGUUUAAAAAAUUCUUCGAGCGACCGGCCGAGAGAACUGCACAAAGUGGCACACAUGCAUUUACGACAUCCGACGAAUCCGCGGAUCCGAGUGAAAAAAUGGACGAGACAGCAGGUAACGAAGAGCCGGCUUUACCACGUGAUCUCAAACACAUACCGUAUCGCUACGUCCGGAAGUCCGAAGAGGAGUUAUUGGCACGUGCGCUAGAAUUUUAUCAAAUAGCUGCGGCGAGGCGGACCAUAAGGUUCUUCAGCGCGGAUCCCGUCCCGAAGGAAGUUAUCCGUGAACUUAUAAGGGCUGCAGGUACUGCUCCCAGCGGCGCGCAUACGGAGCCAUGGACCUUUAUCGCGAUAUCCGAUCCGGCCACGAAAUUGAAAAUCAGAGACAUCGUGGAGCAGGAGGAGGAGAUCAAUUACAAGAAGAGGAUGGGCAUAAAAUGGACGACUGACUUGUCCCCGCUAAGGACCAACUGGAUAAAGGAAUAUCUCACCACAGCUCCGUACCUGAUACUUGUGUUCAAGCAAACUUACGGCGUCUUGCCAAACGGACAGAAAAGGAUUCAUUAUUAUCACGAAAUGAGCGUUUCUAUCGCGUGUGGGAUUCUCAUUACUGCUAUACAGUACGCCGGAUUGGUGACCCUCACAUCCACGCCGUUGAACUGUGGACCGGCUAUACGCAGCCUCCUUGGACGUCCAGCCUACGAUAAGCUCGUGUUACUUCUGCCGGUCGGUUACCCAGCCAAAGACGCCACUAUACCCGAUUUACGGCGGAAAGAUCUGUCCGAGAUCUUGGUCGAGAUCGAUUAACGAAAGUAUAAAACGCGACUUGUGUUUCAAGAGUACCGCUUGACGCGCUGGAAAAAGAAAUUCGGGUGAAUAUCCUUCACACUUGACAUGGAGAAAUCGAGAGUGGGAGUAUCUGAAAUAAAUAGUCCAACAUAGAUUUAUGUUAAUACUAUUUUUAUGAAAAAAUGUUAUAUUUUUCGGAUUAUUAACCUUUUUUCAUAUCUUACAUUACAUUUUUUUGUGGAUAGCAAUUAUUCACUAUAAUCGUAGAACGUAGUGCCCCUUGGCUUAAAACAUCGCUGCCAAUAUUACAAAGUAAUCGUAAUAUCCGAAAGAAAAGCUAAUCCCUGAAAUAUAGCACCUGUUCGUGAGUCGUUUGUUAUGUAUUUCUUUCUCCUGCAGAGAGAGAGUUGAAGAAGUAUACAAUGGCACGCAAUAAGACUGCUCUAAAACUUAAUGAUCCGGUUUGUAUAAACUAAUGUGUUUAUUUUCAAAUUUGCAUACAUAAUGUUAAAAGUAAGCGAUAUAAAAUAUAAAUCCAUCGCUCUAAUUGUAAGUCGAAAAAGGAGAACUUAAAAGUGAGUUCAAGUGUAUCUAACGGUACAGUUACAAUUAGGCGGUCGUAAAAUUGAUCAAAUCGAAAAAAAUGAGGUCUUGCUUUCUUUUUGCUUUACAUUAAUCAACGAAUACCAAAUAUCACCCACAGCGCCGUCUUAAAUUAAGUACAUUUAAUAUAUAAAAUAUAAAAAUACUGAGCUAUAAAUGACGAAGAACAUGUAGAAUAUAAUUUUCCUCCAGUACUGCAAGUCUGUAUAUGACAACUAUGUCCGCUACUAAUAGCUAUGUGUAAAAGCUUUUAGUAUCAUGAUACAUACAGAGAAACAGAUAAUAUUCUAUUUAUCACUAUUCAUGGAACAAAUACUAUUAAUAUCAUGAUCUAGAAUAUGAAUUCUUUCCUUUUCCGUAAUUCCUUUUUCCUAUGAGACCCGGCCCGGGCCAAGUCGAUAGCGAGGAGCUAAGAGUUGCCUUGAAAAUUCGAGAUCGCCAAAUUUUCGUUAAAUUUAAGAUACUGCAAAAGUUGUGAAAGCAACCGAAUUUCAAACAUCAUUGACUAAGAGUAGAGCAGAGUCUAGAACUAGGAGAGUAUUGUCCUAUUUAGCGAUCUUUAAUUAAAUCUCUAUUCGUUCGUUCGUUAAUAAUAUCGCUGUAAAGAGUAUGUAUAUAUAAUAUAUUUAUUUAUUUAUAUAUUUAUAUGUCAGUUUCUAAAAUGAGCAAAAAAUACACUUUGUUCAGUACGAAUGUAAAAUCUAACGUCGUCGGUAAAUCGAACUCCGCCUUUGUCUUUAAAAUUAGUAAUCUCUUUGUCCGUUCCGCUUAUGGAAUCUUACUAACAGCUGGGUUGCGACGUAUCUUUACACAUCUAUUCGUAGAAGCUACCUCGGUUAAAUUAUAAAUACGUGUUUCCUUACAUCUUUAUCUCGUUGAGAUCACCAGUGCCUGAGAUAUCUAAUGUAGUAACGCUAUAUAAACGUACCCUCCUAAUUUAUCAUUAUAAUUAACAUAAUUUAACGGGGAAUCGAUGGAUCGAUGCAAAUUUCGUAAUAAAUAGUAAUCGAUUAAGUUGA